Molecule: messenger RNA, 2067 nt
Organism: Panicum virgatum (switchgrass)
Lineage: Eukaryota; Viridiplantae; Streptophyta; Magnoliopsida; Poales; Poaceae
Product: serine/threonine-protein kinase STY17-like
Exons: 15
Coding region: 236-1828 (530 amino acids)
Biological process (GO): protein phosphorylation
Molecular function (GO): ATP binding; protein kinase activity
Source: RefSeq, a predicted model, not a curated record
CAAGUACGUGCUGCCGCGUGUAAUCAAGAUUAUACCACGUAUAAUUACUACAGUAUCAACCGAUAUAAUAACCAGUCGCUACAGACAGUACCUCACAGUGUCCCCCUGCUCCCGCGACUGCUUAAGUUACAGUCAAAGUAGCGACUGCAUAGUAACUCGGUCCCGCCGCCCAUGGGAGCUCCACCACGCACCGCUGCCCCGGCUCCACGCCGCGAACCCUAGCCGCCCCGCCCCUAUGGCCGCCGAGUCCUGCGGCAGCCGCGGCGCCUCGCCGCCGCCGCCACCCUCCUCCGCUGGCGGCGGCGCGGCCGGGAGGCGGCGGAAGGCCGAGGCCUACGCCGAGGUGCUCCGCCGCAUCCGCGCCGGCGGUUACGGCGGCGGCCGCCCGGAGUUGGAGGACGAGCUCUGGGCCCAUUUCCAAGGCCUACCGGCCAGAUAUGCUUUGGAUGUCAAUGUCGAACGGGUUGAAGAUGUCUUACUGCACAAGAAAUUGCUUGAGCAAGCCCGUGACCCCAUGAAUGGGCUGGUCUUUGAUGUUCGUCCUUCACAGGUCCUUACUCUGGAGGAAAACACUGGAUUUGAGUCCUCAACCUCCUUUAAGCAAGAACAAGAUCCCCGAUGCUCAGCAUUUGCAUCAAGAGAUCAAAGGCCUUUGCACGAAAUUAUAUUUGCAUGUGACGAUAAGCCAAAGCUUCUUAGUCAGUUAACCUCUCUUCUUGGGGAGCUUGGUCUUAAUAUUCAAGAAGCACAUGCAUAUUCGACGAAUGAUGGCUAUUCCUUGGACAUAUUUGUUGUUGAGGGCUGGGAGUAUGAGGUUGACAUACUCCGAAAUGCAUUGAGGAAAGGCGUUGAUAAAAUAAAGUACAGAGCAUGGCCGCUGGUCCAGUCGAUGUCUGCUAGGAUUGAUCACCAGCCAUUGGAGGUUUCUGCUUCAUCCAACUUCGUCCAAAUACCAGUUGAUGCAGCUGAUGUUUGGGAAGUUGAUCCCAGGCUUCUCAAAUUCGAACAAAAAUUAGCGUCUGGAUCAUUUGGUGAUCUAUACCAUGGGACGUACUGUAGUCAGGAUGUAGCUAUCAAAGUACUCAAGCCUGAGAGGGUUAGCGUUGAUAUGCUACGCGAGUUUGCACAGGAAGUAUAUAUAAUGAAAAAGGUUCGUCACAAGAAUGUUGUCCAAUUUAUUGGUGCAUGCACGAGACCACCUAUUUUGUGUAUAGUUACAGAAUUCAUGCAUGGAGGGAGUAUUUUCGACUUCCUUUACAAUAGACAAGGAAGUUUUCAGCUCCCAGAUGUGAUAAGAAUUGCAUCUGAUGUGUCCAAGGGAAUGAAUUACUUGCAUCAGAUUAAUAUUGUUCACAGGGACUUGAAGACUGCAAAUCUUCUUAUGGAUGAUCAGGUUGUCAAGGUUGCAGACUUUGGGGUCGCAAGGGUUAAAGACCAGUCAGGAGUUAUGACUGCAGAAACUGGGACCUACAGAUGGAUGGCCCCUGAGGUCAUUGAGCACUUGCCAUAUGAUCAUAGGGCGGAUGUUUUCAGUUUCGGGAUUGUUCUUUGGGAGCUGCUGACUGGAAAGCUUCCAUACGAAGACAUGACACCUCUUCAGGCAGCUGUUGCCGUUGUUCAAAAGGAUCUGAGGCCUACUAUUGCUGCUGAUACUCAUCCUAUGCUUGCUGAUCUACUUCAGCGAUGCUUGCAGAAAGAUCCAGCUCUAAGACCAACCUUCGCAGAGAUUGUGGAUAUACUGAAUUCCAUAAAAGAGGUGGUUCAGAGUUCUGGGCAUCACAAGAGACAUUCAGGUCGAUCUCACUCUGGGAGGAGACGAGGCUGUUGAUGUGGCAGUUUUGUUCUACGCCUUUGCUUUGUUGCCUUCUCACAUGUUUCAUCUUUGAUAGCGGCGACUUCUAGGCCUUACUUGUUUCCAAAAGUUUUCCGUUUUUGGUUGUAGUUCAGCGAUAGCUUCAGAAUAUGGCCAUAUGAGUUUCUUGUGUUCAUUUCGAGAGGGUCUGUUACAAUUUUUUCAAAUACUUUUGACUAAUGUUGCAAGAGUUCCACUUUUUUGAGGUGUGCCCA